GCGGGGCGGCGUCACUUCCGCUCCCGGCCUCGCGGAGUCAAUAAGGAAGCCCGGGCGCGCGCCCGCUGCCCUUUUUCUCAGGCUGCCGGGAAGAUGGCGGACAUUCAGACGGAACGUGCUUACCAAAAGCAGCCCACAAUCUUUCAAAACAAGAAGCGUGUUCUGCUUGGAGAAACCGGCAAGGAAAAACUCCCUCGGUACUACAAAAACAUCGGUCUAGGCUUCAAGACGCCCAAGGAGGCCAUCGAGGGCACCUACAUAGACAAGAAAUGCCCCUUCACCGGUAACGUCUCCAUCCGGGGUCGGAUCCUGUCUGGUGUCGUGACCAAGAUGAAGAUGCAGAGGACCAUCGUCAUCCGAAGGGACUACCUCCAUUACAUCCGGAAGUACAAUCGCUUUGAGAAGCGCCACAAGAACAUGUCUGUGCACCUGUCCCCCUGUUUCAGGGACGUACAGAUCGGCGACAUCGUCACUGUGGGAGAGUGCAGGCCCCUGAGCAAGACAGUCCGCUUCAAUGUGCUCAAGGUCACCAAGGCUGCUGGCACCAAGAAGCAGUUCCAGAAGUUCUGAGGGGACUCUGGACAAUUCCCCGGAACAAAUAAAGUGGUUUUCUAGCUCACA
Messenger RNA from Peromyscus leucopus (white-footed mouse), 621 nucleotides. RefSeq names its product ribosomal protein S11 (gene Rps11). The transcript has 5 exons. Gene Ontology annotation, cellular component: ribosome; cytosolic small ribosomal subunit. The record is from RefSeq and is a predicted model, not a curated record. Gene Ontology annotation, biological process: translation. The coding region runs from base 94 to 570 and encodes 158 amino acids. NCBI's taxonomy places the organism in Eukaryota, Metazoa, Chordata, Mammalia, Rodentia, Cricetidae. Gene Ontology annotation, molecular function: structural constituent of ribosome.